Molecule: messenger RNA, 1976 nt
Organism: Aspergillus campestris IBT 28561
Lineage: Eukaryota; Fungi; Ascomycota; Eurotiomycetes; Eurotiales; Aspergillaceae
Product: SD08430p
Exons: 3
Coding region: 247-1920 (557 amino acids)
Cellular component (GO): membrane
Molecular function (GO): acetyl-CoA transmembrane transporter activity
Source: RefSeq, a predicted model, not a curated record
GAUUCAUACAGCUGGUGUUGACGGCCAUCAGCAGAAACGCCCAAUCCAAGUUCUGACUAAGAUCUUCCGUGCCUGACUAAAGGCCAGCUUGCCUCAAUCGGAUCUUUGUCAAUAAUAUCGCCCGACGCGCCCCUGUUUUCAUUCAUAUCUCGACCUCUCCCCUCUCUUGGUCUUCUUUACGUUUUACUUCCCCUGAUAGAGCCGCCGUAUUAUGCCUCUCCGGUAAUCUUUAUAACCGCCGGAUCCAUGAAGUCCAAAGGUCGUACGCUCAACAAGCGUCGUUCGAAACCGUCUCUCACACUCGCCACCGGUCGCGACGGCCAGGCGCAUGACGAGAUGAACUCCAACAUCGAGAUGCGGAAGAGGGAGACCUCCAGCGAGUCACCCCCCCAUCACCCCCAAACCCCCGCCAUGACCACCACCAGUUUCUCCAGCCUGCCCGUCGCCGAUCGCCGCAACUUCCUGCUGCUCUGCGUGCUGUACUUCCUCCAGGGCGUGCCCAUGGGCCUCGCUACCGGCUCCGUCCCCUUCCUCCUGAAACCCUACCUAUCCUACGGCCAGAUCGGCGUCUUCUCGCUCGCCUCGUACCCGUACUCGCUGAAGCUCCUCUGGAGCCCGAUCGUGGACGCCGUCUGGAGCCGUCGCUUCGGUCGCCGCAAGAGUUGGAUUACCCCGAUCCAGGUCAUCGCCGGUCUCGCCAUGAUCUACCUGGGUGGACGGAUCGAGGAGAUGAUGAAGGCGGCGGGCGCCAACGGCGGCGCGGGCGUCUGGAACUUCACAUACUGGUGGUUCCUGCUGGUGCUGUUCUGCGCCACGCAGGAUAUCGCGGUGGACGGCUGGGCGAUCACGCUCAUGUCGCCGCCUAACAUCUCGUACGCGUCGACUGCCCAGACGGUGGGAUUGACCGCGGGCCAUUUCCUGUCGUACACGGUGUUCCUGGCCUUCAACUCGGCCGACUUUGCAAACCGCUGGUUCCGCGCCGAGCCGGCCGAGGGCGGCCUGCUCUCUCUGGGCGGGUACCUGACCUUCUGGGGGUGGAUGUACCUGCUGGUGACGGUGGGGCUGGCGCUGCUGAAGAAGGAAGACCGGAGCUUGGAGCGCGACAGCAUCAUGGACGUGUACCGCAGUAUGUGGAGCGUGCUGAAGCUGAAGAACAUCCAGACGAUCAUCAUGGUGCAUCUGAUCGCCAAGAUCGGGUUCCAGGCCAACGACGGGGUGACGAGCCUCAAGCUGCUGGACAAGGGCUUCGGGCAGGACAACAUGGCGCUGGUCGUGUUGAUCGACUUUCCGUUCGAGAUCAUGCUAGGCUACUACGCCGGCAAGUGGUCGACCGAGUAUACGCCCAUGCGGCUGUGGUGCUGGGCGUUUAUGGGGCGUCUGGCGGCCGCCGUAAUGGCUCAGGUCACGGUGAUGAUCUACCCGGCCGCGUCGGAGGUGCCGUUCUGGUAUCUUCUGACGGUGAUUGGCGAGCAUGUCAUCUCGACGUUCAUGAACACGGUCAUGUUCGUAGCGGUGUCGGCAUUCCACGCACGCAUUGCUGACCCAGCUAUUGGCGGGACCUACAUGACAAUGCUUGCAACCGUCUCCAACCUGGGCGGUACAUUCCCCCGAUACUUCAUCCUCAAACUAGUCGACAUGUUCACAGAAGCCACCUGCACACCACCCAGCAUGGCGCCACCCGCCGACAAGCUGAAGGGCGACCUAGUGACGAGCAGCUUCUCCUGCGCGCUGGAGCCGGAGCGCGUGCGGUGCCAGAACGGCGGCGGGACGUGCACCACGAUCCACGACGGCUACUACACGACCAACAUCCUGUGCGUGGUGGUCGGCGUGGUGACAUUCUUCCUGUUUAUCCGCCCGGCGGUGGGCAAGCUGCAGGCGCUGCCGUUGCGCGCGUGGCGGUUGGUGGGGGAGAGGUCAUAGAUAGAUCUUUCUUAGGCAGUACAUAGAUUAGUGGCAUUGAUUAAAGUAUACUCCAG